CACGCUGUGAUCUCUGUCGCAUUGUGAAUUGUUUGCGAUCUGAAAAUAUAAUAACACCUAAAAAGCAUGAUUUAUCGGACAAAUUAGUGAUUCGAUAUAAAUGAACUAUUUCGUUUCCAACUCUUGUUGGGCAGUCGUCACAUAAGAGAACAAUUCAGUUCUUGUAAAACUGACAAAUUAUGAAAUGUACAAAUUAAACCUGAAGUACUGCGACCCGUUUCCAUAGGUGUGAAACUUCAACAUUGCAAUUCAUCUACGUUAUAAAAUGGAUCGUGACGAGGAUUACCAAAAUUUUGUUGUGGUAUAUAAAGGACUUUCGUACGUGGGAAAAUUGUUAGAACCAUACACAGAAAAUGGCGUUAAGAGAACUCAUCAGAAUAUCUACAAAGUGCUGGGAGGAUACCCGCCAUGUCAAUCACAAUGCAGCUUACAGUUCGGGAAAAAUGUUAAUUCUUGGUGUAACACGUGUAAGGAAUGGAAGAAGUACCUGGCGAGAACAACUCGAAUACCUUUUGAAUCUUGGGACGAAAUAGAGUCCUGGAAAUGGCCAAUGGAUUUUAGAAGCAUAGCUGCAAUAUAUUUGCCGAAAGGCUCGGCAAAUCAGCCAGUUGAUUUAGCCGAUCUUUCAUUUGCAUGCAACAUCUGGUGUAAUUGCAAAAACGCGUUUAGUGUUCGUAGGUUUGUAAUUCAGCAUUUAAGAGAUACCAGAAAUCGGUACUUCGCUCAUAAUCUCAGUAGGCUUCAGGUAACACCUAAUGAAAAAGCAAGAGCUUUCGAUGCCUUCAGUGACGCAAUUAAAGAUCCAGAUAUUGUAGGGUUUGUAGACAAGCAAGCAUCACUACAAGAGUUAGAAAAGAUCAAAGAUGGAGAUAAACUAAUUGUAUGGAUGAAAGAACUUGCUGAUAAAAUAAAUCAAAUCAGUAUGACCUUAGCAGAAACCGGCACUCAGCAAAGUCGGGCGUUAUGUGAUAUACAACAAACCCAACUUAGGACAGGAGAAGUAGUUGUACAAGCGCUUGAGGAGAUUAAAAAAGAAACUGUAAACAUGGGAAAAGUAAAACGAUCGUCUGUUUUUCUGAAUAUUCAUAGGAAGAUUGGUUCAGCUUCAGUAAUCACAAUGAUUAUAUUCUUAACUUUAGCUGUAAUAUGGACAACCAAGAACAAUACUCAUGAAAGAAAGGGGAAAGCUUGCCUUUCAGAAAUUUAUAAGUACCCAUUUAAACAGGACCUGCCAUUGAUGGGUUAUCUAAACGAACACAAAGAACUGAAAGGUAGGAAAUGGUUACUAGACAGUCUUGUUGGUUUACUUUUGGAAUCGGAGUCAAAUUAUAAUGGUGUUACGUUAGUUGCUGAAAUGGGAUACGGUAAAUCUGCAAUCGUGUCUCAUCUACUUUGUGCAAAUAUUGAAGAUAAAAGAAAUACCUUGGGAGAGCAUAUAUAUGGAUUUCAUUUGUGCCGAUUUAAUGUGAAAAGUACUAAGUAUCCUGAAAGAUUUGUAAAAAGAUUAGUAGGAUUUUUGGCAACAAAGAAUGCAGAGUAUGGCUAUAUCAUAUCGCUCUUGCAAGGCUCUUCGAUCUUGUUUAAUUCCGAUGCUUGUGCCAAUGAAAUAGACGCAUGUUUCGACCAAGGCAUAACCUUGCCACCUAAAAAAAUGUUAACCCCAGGGGACAUUCCUUGGAUAAUAGUAGUAGAUGCUAUAGAUGAAUGUUUUGAUGAAUCACUACACAAAAACCCAAUUUUAGAUAUGCUGUCCAAUCGUAUCAAACUUUUGCCAAAUUGGAUAAAGUUUCUGAUAACAUCAAGGAACAUUACAGAAUUGAAUAAAUUGAAAAAGAUGAAACAAGUCCAUGUAUUCAGAAACGAUUCAAAUAACAUGAACGAUAUCAAUAAAUAUAUAAAAACAUACUUUGGAAAAAAGAAAUGGGCUGUUGAUGAAGAAACGUUCGAAAAUUUAACACAACAAAGUGAAGGCAACUUUUUAUAUAUCAUACAUUUAUUACCGUUUCUAUCGAAUACAAGGCAUACUGGCAUUUUACCACGAAGUCUAGCUGAUAUCUAUGAAAUAAAUUUUGACAGACAAUAUACCGGUAAUGUAUCUUUUCACGUGUCGAAAGCUAUUCUCGAAGUGGUAUGUGCAGCGCUGAACCCAUUAAGCAAAAGCACUAUUUUAAAUAUACUUAUUUCUAACAAUAUCAGCGACGAGCAUAAUUUUGAAGAGCACUUUGGAAGACUGAAUUAUUUUCUCAGGUUAGAUAAGAAAGUGACGUUAAUCCAUCUAGCGAUGUACAAAUGGUUGUUGAGCGGACAGAAUAAUUUUUAUCGUAUCUUUCCAGAAUCGGGACAUGCACUCAUUGCAAAACACUUAUUCAAAAAUCAUCAAGUGAAAUACAUGAGAGGGAUAUUGUCAACCUUGCAAUACAUGUGAGCAACAAAUGAUGCUUCACUGACAGACAUGUUCAUGUCUUUACGCUUUACAGAGGCCGAUCAAAAUAAGACAGCCUUUUCAUUACAUAACCUCGUUUGGAAAAGUUCAUCAGUCAAAGCUCUGGAUCUCAUGCUCCAUUUGCAACCUGAUGUUGAUAAACUGAAUUCCGGCGGUGUCACUACAGGAUUUGUAGCGGCUGCGAAAGGACACAUUGAACAAUUAAAACUAUUACACAAUAAAGGUGCAGACUUAAGUUUCACCGUAGAAUCAAAUUUUGCUAUAACACCUGUGCAUGUUCUUGAGAAAAUAUACAUUAUAAAAGAAACUUGCUACUACGGGUAUAAUUUGAUACACAUAGCUGCUCAGCAUGGACAUCAGCCUGUAGUAAAAUAUAUAAGUGACGUUAACAAGACAUUGAUAAACUUUCAAAACUCUGUUGGAAUGCGUCCGAGUGAUAUUGCAUGUGAAAAUGGUGAUAUGGAUUCUUUGAAAACACUAGCUGCCUACAAUAAAUCAUUUUUGGACGAAGUAUGUAUGCAUUACGCAGUUAAAACGAACCAGCUUGAUAUUGUGACAUUAUUAAGAGAAAGUGGCCUCGAAUUGUUAUGCAUAAACAAUCACCAGUCUGAAAGAGCUUUUGAUGAGAUUACUAGAGUCGCUCCAGUAAUAAAGGAAAAUAGCAAUUUAUUACUGCCAAAGUUUCCAAUAGAAGACGACAUAAUGUAUUUCCACCCAAUCAAACCCCUCGAUAUCUGGUGGAAAGUAUUGAAGGAAAAUCCUCUCCAUGUUGCAAUUAAAACUGGAUCAGAUUCAGCAGCGCUUUAUUUAAUUGAGAAAUUUCCUAGACUUCUGAGAUGCAGACAUACCCUUAGAUAUACCGCGUCUCUUUUAGCUAUUGUAUACAAUCGAACGUCUUUGUUGCCAGGAAUUGAAAAACGAAUGGUCGUAGAUACAUGCAAAAUAUCAAAUAAUUUAGAGAAAUGUAUAGUGCCGGGGUUAGAGAUAAAAGAAAUAACAGACAUUGCCAUUUGUGCAAACGGUUCAACCGUGGCACAUUUGUUAGCUAUCUAUCCCCGGGAAUUAUUUCUUUUAUCCGCGAUUAGACAACAAGUGGUUGACUGGAAUUCUCAAGAUAGUAGCGGUAAUACCCCUUUCCACUACGCGACUGCCAAUUCGAACACGGAUUUCAUUAAAUUUAUGUUAAAACAUAGAGCAGAUAUUGCUAGUGUACAGUCCAGAAAUGGAUCUACAGCCUUUCAUAUAGCUGCUAUUACGAAAUCAAUAUCAAGUUUCUAUGUUUUAACUGAAAAUCUACAGAAACAUCCUUCUUAUAUAAACGACAAUAACAAUAGAAGUGUUUUACAUUACGUAGUUCUUGGGAAACCAGCCAACACAUACAUAGCGUAUAAUUUAUUUGUUAUUCUUAUUAAAAGUUUCAAAUACGAUCUGCACCAAAGGGAUGAUUAUGGUCGAAACGUUCUUCAUUAUGCAUUGCAAUUUGGUCAUUGGGAUAUCGUAGCUUAUAUUCAAAAGUACCACGCGCAGUCUUUGAAAAUAUUGCUUGAGCACAAGGACAAGGAAGGUUUAUCACCGGUACCGUUCACGCUUGAGACAGGAGAAUAUAUUGCUGUUGUGUCAGAACUGCCUACAUGUAAAUUUUAUCAUAUUUUUAAUCGAAACUGUUCAUGGAAUACCUUCGCAUUUUCUGAUUGGGAACAUGCAUUAAUCGUUCUUAUGGAAAAAAUGUCGGUCACCCAAUUCGAUUCUUACAUAGAACCAUUUAUUCAAAAUAUAAUGGUUAAAAGCACACAUCUCACAACGGCGGUUUUAGUGUACUACAGGAACAUUUCUGACAGUUGUCCUCGAGAUAAUCUUUUAAAAAGUUACAGAAAACAUCCGCCACCAUCGCCGUUCACAUUGCUUUCAAUUGCUGUGCAUAGGCCGAAUCUAUUACAUCAAUGCAACAAGUCAUUAUCAAAAUCUCCAUUGCAUCUUGCAUUGUUUAAUGAUUACAGAUUGCAAUAUUUGCUUCUAAAAAAGGAUUUUGAAUCAUUAUUUGUAACACAUAUUUUUGGGAAUCCAAUAGAUAUCGGAUUUUUAAGUUGUUUCGACCAAAAUGGGUACAACAUAUUUCAUUAUGCUGUGAUGAAUGGAAAUAUACCUUUUGCAGAGUACCUAAUGAGUAAAGGUGUACAAAUAACUAACACAAAGGUUGAAAUAGUAGAUCUGUUUUAUAUGACACUUUUAGCUGGAAAAAAAUUAGAUCAUAAUAUUACAGGUGAAGAACAUUUUGCAUAUCUAAAACGACAGAUUCUAUUGUCUGACCACUUUUUAGCAGAUGUACUUAAACUCAAACAAUUUAAAUAUAACAUGACGCCUAAAACUGUAUGUGCAAACGAAGAUUCAUCGUUAUCAUUGAUUCAUAUUCUGGUUAUAUGCGGGUUUCAAAAUACUCUUAAUGAAGUUAAAAAUAUCUUUGGAGAAAACAUUUUAAAGUGUAAAAAUGCGGAUGGUUUUACACCAAUAUAUUUCGCAAAGCUAUUUGAGAAUACUAACAUGUUGCCGUCAAACAUUAGCACUUACGUGGGUUAUAGAAGCAUUAGUAGAACUGCAGAGAAAAUACUGAUUCUCGGUAUAUUUACUGGAUUUCCUCAAACAACUUUCUAUGAAACAAAAUGUGGGAUUGAUUAUAUGUUACCUUGGUUGAAACAAACAAAAGAAAUUGAAAGUGUUAAACACUUUACACUAUCAUAUCGUUAUCAGAAUCUUACAGAUUCAUUUAUGUAUCCACAUAUUGACUCAAUGAUUGAGUCUCAUCGUGUUCUUCUUCAUGGACUAGAAGUAUCAGCUCGUAUUUUGAGAAGAACUAUGUUGCCUGAUCUGUGUGUAGAACUUAUAAAUAUCGUUCAGUCGAUUUAUUCGGAAAGAAACAAACUCCGUAGAAUAUGUUAUCAGUUUAACGAUACACUUCUCAACAAUAAAGCAUUAUAUUUAUUUAAUAUCAUGUUUGAUAAUUUAAGAACUGGAUCGCCAUCUUGUGAAAGAGACUGUUCAUGUUCUGAUUUGAACGUUAUAUACAUGAAACUCCUACGGCUUUUUAAACUACUACAGCGUAUCGUACAUAUUAUAUUGAAGGGCUUAAGACAAGCUGCAGUUAAUGAUUUCGAAUAUUAUAUAAAUGGAAUAGGAUUAUCCAUUAUUAGCUCAGAAUUUCCCUUUCUAAUAUCCAGGGCCAAAACACUCGGAUUUAGUUUGUAUGAGUAUCACAAACAAAAUAGUGAUAUUAUUUUCUUAAAUUUUGAACCAGUGUCAAAAAUUAACAUUGUGGACAUUAGACGACUGAACUAUUUGCGGAUGAUUCGGUCGACACCUGUACAUAGAUACAUGCUAUCACAUAUCCAUAACGUUAAACAUGGAGAAAGAGGAGGUAUAUAUCUGAAUGAAACUGAAAUUCAGAAACCUUUCAAGGACAUGAAUUAAAGUUUCUGGCGUUUUUCAACAGUGUAAUGAAAAGUGAAAAGUAUCUUGGACUGAUCCAACCUUUUGUCAAAAAAUAAGACCAAAGACAGGAAAGACGAAAUUAUGUAGUCAAAAAAGAAGAAGAUUGACGAAUAACAAAACCAAUUUCAAACGAUAUAUAUAUAUAGUCUUAUUACCAUCAGUCUUUGACUGACAUUGAAGUCUUUGUCAUUUCUCUGCAAGCGUAUGUAAUGAUAAAUUCACUGAUUGUUUAAAGGUCGUCUAUUCUUAAACAUCAAUGCAGAAUGAAAACCUCAGAUUGAGUGCAGUUUUAAAGUCAAAAAGUGGUAACCCAAAACAACAAAACAUUGAAUGUGCAAAGUAUAAACUGAUGACAUUGAUCUCUGGGGUUGAUUAACCUUUACUCUGCCAAAUUUCUAAAAUGGACUGGUCCAUCAUUCAAUUUGGGCAGUACAGGGUUUUUUCGCUGUAAACGUACUGACUGAAUACCGAACAGUACAGACCAGGCUGAUCUUGGUCUGCUCUGGUCGCAGUGGCAGACUCGCUAAAGGCUACAGGUUAAAAAAAUAGUUUCAAAAUUAAUUACACUUUGUUGACUUUCCUAUUCCCUUAGUACCAGAAAUCCA
This is a messenger RNA of Mercenaria mercenaria, 6531 nucleotides long. RefSeq lists its product as uncharacterized. The record is from RefSeq and is a predicted model, not a curated record. Gene Ontology annotation, biological process: protein localization to ciliary inversin compartment. Gene Ontology annotation, cellular component: ciliary inversin compartment. Gene Ontology annotation, molecular function: protein binding. Lineage: Eukaryota; Metazoa; Mollusca; Bivalvia; Venerida; Veneridae.